Messenger RNA from Onychomys torridus (southern grasshopper mouse), 6082 nucleotides. It is a transcript of the gene Prdm10, whose product is annotated as PR/SET domain 10. Bases 121 to 3573 code for a protein of 1150 amino acids. Lineage: Eukaryota; Metazoa; Chordata; Mammalia; Rodentia; Cricetidae. The record is from RefSeq and is a predicted model, not a curated record. Gene Ontology annotation, molecular function: RNA polymerase II cis-regulatory region sequence-specific DNA binding; DNA-binding transcription factor activity; histone deacetylase binding. Gene Ontology annotation, cellular component: nucleus; cytoplasm. The transcript has 22 exons. Gene Ontology annotation, biological process: cell fate commitment; regulation of transcription by RNA polymerase II.
AGACCUUUCUACCCUCCAUGAACAUGUGUGUAUAGGACGUACAAGACAAAUGAGUGUCCUCUGUUGUCCUGUGCUGCUGCUGUAGGUGGCUCAGACUUGGAGCUGUCCAACAAGGAGAAGAUGGACUCCAAAGAUGAAAGCUCCCAUGUGUGGCCGACGUCUGCGGAUCAUGAACAGAACACUGCACAGGUGCACUUUGUUCCGGAUGCUGGCACUGUGGCUCAGAUUGUAUACACUGAUGACCAAGUUCGUCCACCCCAGCAGGUGGUGUACACAGCAGAUGGUGCCUCCUACACAUCAGUGGACGGUCCAGAGCACACACUGGUGUACAUCCACCCGGUAGAAGCUGCACAGACUCUGUUUACAGAUCCAACUCAGGUAGCUUAUGUCCAACAGGAUGCCACAGCUCAACAGGUGCUGCCUUCCAUCGAGAGUGUGGAUGCUUCCGACCCUCUGGCAACUCUGCAGAACCCAAUUGCCAGACUAGAUGCAAAAGAGGAAGAGGAAGAGGAAGAAGAUGAGGAUGAGGAUACAGAGGAAGAGGAGGAAGAGGAUGCUGAAGACACCGAUGUGGAUGAUUGGCAGCCUGACCCACCCCGGCCUUUUGACCCCCAUGAUUUGUGGUGUGAAGAGUGUAAUAAUGCGCAUUCUUCUGUGUGCCCAAAGCAUGGCCCCUUGCAUCCGAUCCCUAACCGUCCUGUGCUCACUCGGGCGAGAGCAAGUCUGCCUCUGGUCCUCUACAUAGAUAGGUUUCUUGGGGGAGUGUUCUCCAAGAGGCGGAUUCCCAAGCGCACCCAGUUUGGCCCUGUGGAGGGGCCUCUGGUCAGGGGGUCGGAGCUGAAAGACUGCUACAUUCAUCUCAAGGUUUCUCUUGAUAAAGGAGACAGAAAAGACAGGGAUUUGCAUGAAGACCUGUGGUUUGAGUUGUCUGAUGAGACCCUUUGUAACUGGAUGAUGUUUGUGCGCCCAGCCCAGAACCACCUGGAACAGAACCUGGUAGCUUAUCAGUAUGGCCAUCAUGUGUAUUAUACUACAAUAAAGAACGUGGAGCCCAAGCAGGAACUGAAGGUGUGGUAUGCUGCUUCCUAUGCUGAGUUCGUGAACCAGAAAAUCCAUGAUAUAUCUGAAGAAGAAAGGAAAGUUCUUCGCGAGCAGGAGAAGAAUUGGCCCUGCUAUGAGUGCAACCGCCGCUUCGUCAGCUCCGAGCAGCUGCAGCAGCACCUCAACUCGCAUGAUGAGAAACUCGACGUGUUUACCAGAACAAGAGGCAGAGGAAGGGGUCGAGGCAAGAGGAGAUUUGGCCCAGGCCGGCGACCCGGGCGUCCUCCAAAAUUCAUCCGUUUGGAAAUCACCAGUGAAAAUGGCGAGAAGAGUGACGACGGGACCCAGGAUUUGCUGCAUUUCCCCACAAAGGAGCAGUUUGAUGAGGCUGAACCAGCUGCUCUGAACGGAUUGGAUCAGCCAGAACAAGCGUCCAUCCCAAUCCCCCAGCUGCCACAGGAAACCCCGACUUCCCUGGAGCAGGAGCCAGAAACUCACACCUUGCACCUGCAGCCACAGCAAGAAGAGACUGUGGUGCCUGCCCAGACCACUUUGACAGCGGAUGAUAUGCGAAGGGCCAAACGGAUCCGAUUGGAGCUGCAGAAUGCAGCUCUUCAGCAUCUAUUUAUCCGGAAGUCCUUCCGGCCUUUUAAAUGUCUGCAGUGUGGGAAGGCCUUCAGGGAAAAGGACAAACUGGACCAACACUUGCGCUUCCAUGGGCGGGAGGGGAACUGCCCUUUGACCUGUGAUCUCUGUAACAAGGGCUUCAUCAGCAGCGCCGCCCUGGAGAGCCAUAUGAAGCUCCAUUCAGACCAGAAGACUUACUCUUGCAUUUUUUGCCCAGAAUCCUUUGACCGCCUUGAUUUGUUGAAAGAUCAUGUGGCCAUUCAUAUCAAUGAUGGCUACUUCACCUGCCCAACUUGUAAGAAACGGUUCCCAGAUUUUAUCCAGGUGAAGAAGCAUGUGCGCAGCUUCCACUCGGAGAAGAUCUACCAGUGCACUGAGUGUGACAAGGCUUUCUGCCGCCCUGACAAACUGAGGCUGCACAUGCUCCGGCACUCUGACCGCAAGGACUUCCUGUGUUCCACCUGUGGGAAGCAGUUUAAGCGAAAAGACAAACUUCGGGAGCACAUGCAAAGGAUGCACAACCCUGAAAGGGAGGCCAAGAAAGCUGACCGCAUCAGCCGUUCCAAGACCUUCAAACCGCGCAUCACGUCCACAGACUACGACAGCUUCACAUUCAAGUGCCGUCUGUGCAUGAUGGGCUUCCGGAGGCGGGGAAUGCUGGUAAAUCACUUAUCAAAGAGGCAUCCAGACAUGAAGAUAGAAGAGGUGCCUGAGUUAACCCUCCCCAUCAUCAAACCCAACCGCGAUUACUUCUGUCAGUAUUGUGAUAAGGUUUAUAAGAGUGCCAGCAAGCGCAAAGCCCAUAUUCUGAAGAACCAUCCAGGAGCUGAACUCCCACCAAGCAUUCGGAAACUUCGUCCUGCUGGCCCUGGAGAACCUGACCCUAUGCUGAGCACCCACACCCAGUUGACUGGCACCAUCGCCACCCCUCCUGUCUGCUGCCCACACUGCUCCAAGCAGUAUAGCAGCAAGACCAAGAUGGUCCAACACAUUCGAAAGAAACAUCCGGAGUAUGCCCAGCUCCCCAACACCAUCCACACACCGCUGACGACAGCCGUGAUCAGUGCCACCCCAGCUGUCUUAACCACAGAUAGUGCCACUGGAGAGACUGUGGUGACAACAGACUUGCUAACUCAGGCAAUGACAGAACUGUCCCAGACCUUAACGACAGAUUACCGAACACCGCAGGGGGACUACCAGAGGAUUCAGUAUAUCCCUGUGUCUCAGUCAGCAUCUGGUCUGCAGCAACCUCAGCAAAUACAGCUUCAAGUGGUGCAGGUGGCUCCGGCCACUUCCCCACACCAGUCUCAGCAGUCCACCGUGGAUGUUGGCCAGCUGCAUGAUCCUCAGACCUACACGCAGCAUGCCAUCCAGGUGCAGCACAUCCAGGUCACAGAGCCCACCGCUGCAGCUCCGCCAUCCUCCCAGGUAGCUGGGCAGCCCUUGAGCCCCUCUGCUCAGCAAGCACAGCCGGGACUCAGCCCUUCCCAUAUCCAAGGCACUUCUUCCACACAAGGGCAGGCUCUACAGCAGCAGCAGAAUUCUUCCGUACAACACACAUACCUCCCCAAUGCUUGGAACUCCUUCCGUGGUUAUUCAUCUGAAAUUCAAAUGAUGACACUGCCCCCGGGUCAGUUUGUGAUCACAGACAGUGGCGUGGCUACUCCUGUCACUUCCGGGCAAGUGAAGGCAGUGACUCCGGGUCAUUAUGUGUUAUCAGAAAGUCAACCAGAAUUGGAGGAAAAGCAAACCUCUACCUUCUCCGGUGCAGUCCAAGUUCAACCCUCUACACACAGUGACUCCCUGGACUCUACAAGCCCCAGCCAACAACAGACCACACAGUAUAUCAUCACAACCACCACCAAUGGGAACGGGAGCAGCGAAGUGCACAUCACUAAGCCGUAGCCUUCAUCCUGCACCUGGAGUCCAGAGCUCAUACCACAUCUUUUCAUUCGAAAUCUGAAGCUUCAAACACCUAGACCUCUUUUUAAAGAUUUGUUACUCACUCAAGAGUUUGGGAACUACAGUUUUGACACACAUAUGCCAGGGGUGAUUUUUGCCAAGGUCAUCUUUACCCAAUUGAUUCUUCAAACCCUUGGGAUUUCUGCUAUGGAAUGCAGCUCUUUCAAGGUAAAGUUGACUUCCAGAUGGAGAAACUUGGCCUUGCUCUUGAGCUGGUUGUUUGUUUUGUUUUCAUUUUUGAACACACUGACAAGCCUUACUGUCCCUUUGUGGAAAUACUAAGUGGCAUAUUAUGUUCAUACCAAAGGUGGACACAGGAUAUACCAAGUCCAUGGUCAUUGGACUUCUGAAAUCCAAGCUAUGGCAUCAAAAGAGAAGGAGCAUUUAUUUCAUGGGUGUGAUUAGGUCAGAACCACUUUAUCUCAUGCAUUUGAGUUUUCAGUAAUUUAACAAAGGCAGCUUAUUGGAUGAAAAAAUUAAAAUGAUAAGAUAAAGUUUUGAUGAUGGUGUUCUGAAGGAAAAACUGUCAUCUAAAAAUUUUCUUAUUGCUGACUUCUCUCUCUUUCUCUCUCUCUCUCCUAUAUGGGGUCUCACUGUGCUGUCCAGUGUAACCUUAAACUCAUGGGCUCGUGAGAUCCUCCUGCCUUAGCCUCCCAAGUAGCUGGGACUACAGUCAGGCACCAUCAUGGCAGUUGUUUUUAAACUUACUUGUUUGGGGAAACCUAUUGGGCAGUGAUGGUGCUCCCCACAGAUGUUGACCCCAGGCAGAUCUGGCCUCAUGUUCUACAAGCAUAGACUCCCUACAAGACAAAAGGCUGCAUGAUCUCAACAGGAUUUAAAGCCCCUACAUUAAAAAGCUCUGCCCCCAGGCUUCUGGUUAUAUUUAACUGUUUUUAAGAAGGAGAUAUUAGUUCUAAUGAAAAAUUACUAAAGAUAUAAAUUGAGUAUAUAUGUAUCUACAUAUAGAUACUGCAUAUUUGUAGAUACAUAUGUACAUAUACAUAUGAAGAGAGAGGCAGACAGAACUGAAACCUUGUUCUGCCUCACAGGAUCCAUUUACUGCUCAUUAAUCAAGGUUGAGUUUCUUACUCCUACUGAGAUCAUCAGGUGUAUGUAUAACACUUUUUGUGAUGCUGGGAAUCGAACCCAGGGCCUCUUGCAUGCUGGGCAGGUUCCCCACCAUUGAGCUAUAAUUCUAGCCCCACAUCCCACUUCUGUUCACUGCAUUGGGUGUAUUUUAGCACUUUCAAUGCUGUCUUAAAAAGGAAGAUUCUUUGAAGUUGGGUAGAAAGGUGGCCUUUCUUCUUUCUAAGCAUUUUAAAUUUCAAGCAUAUUGUAACUCACCCAGAUCUUGUGAAAGAUGACCAACUUCCCACUUAUGGCAAAAAUAAAAAUAAGGGGACCAUUGUAAUACAUUGAGGUAAAAGGAUGGGUGUGGAGGAAAGCAGUUUUCUGUGUGAUAGUUGUCUUUUACCUGUUCCUGUUUGGGGGUCUUGUUCACUGUGGCCCUAGUGGGGAUAUUGCCCUCUUUCUAUGGCACAUUCCACUUGUACCCAAAAGACAUCUGAAAAGCCUGUAUUUUAACAACUUUUUGUGACGUACAUUUUAAAAGUAAUUAUUGUAGAGUGAAUUUAUCACUCCAGAUCAGGAAGACCUAAGUUCAUUUCAAAUGAAGUUAACUAAUUUAUUUUAUUUACAUUUCUGAGGGAAAACUGGGUCUGUGAAUUAAGAAAUAGAUUAUCUUCUGUGUGGUAAAGAUGCCUUCCUGGAAAGUAAUAUUUGGUUUUGAAGUCACUUUAUUAUGUAGAUCCUGCACUUUUCUUUUGAGAUCUCGUUCAUAGACUAUGUCUGAAUAUUUGGGCAUGAAAAUUUUGAGAAAAUUACCUCAAAAAUGUGUGGAAACUGAAAAUGGACUCUAUCUUUGAUAACAAAAAGGUAACAAUAUUUUCAACAUGAAAUGUUGACUCCAAGUCACAAAAUGCAAAUCUCCGGUUCCCAAAGUCCUGUAGUGUAAUAACUAACUACCCCAGGGUCUCAGCCAGAGGGACUUGGAAGGCAAAGAGCCCUAGACCAUCUCAAAGGUACAGUUUGAGUUUUUGUAAUUUAAAUUUGGCUGUUAGAGUGGUGUGGUGGCCCACGCCUUUAAUCCCAGCACAGAGACAAAGGCUGGCGGAUUUCUUGAGUUGGAGGCCACUGUGGUCUACAAAGAAUUCAAGGACAGCUAGGACUACCCAGAGAAACUCUGUCUUGAAAAACAAAACAAAACAAAACAAAAUAAAUAAAUAAAUAAAUAAAUUUGGCCUGUUGGAUUCUCUUUAAUUUGAGCCAGCAAGGUAUCUCCCUUCUCAGGAAUAGCCCAGUGAUUAAAAUAACAAGCCAAUCACUGAAGGAAGGUUGGUUUUGUGUCAGUUAUUUUUUAAGUUUUAAAAUACACAGGAAAAAUACUGUUGAA